This is a messenger RNA of Rhineura floridana, 1413 nucleotides long. RefSeq names its product vomeronasal type-2 receptor 26-like. Gene Ontology annotation, biological process: G protein-coupled receptor signaling pathway. Bases 1 to 1413 code for a protein of 470 amino acids. Gene Ontology annotation, molecular function: G protein-coupled receptor activity. The transcript is spliced from 4 exons. NCBI's taxonomy places the organism in Eukaryota, Metazoa, Chordata, Lepidosauria, Squamata, Rhineuridae. The record is from RefSeq and is a predicted model, not a curated record. Gene Ontology annotation, cellular component: membrane.
AUGGAUCUCCUUUUCAAAAGGCAGAAGAGCCCCCUGAACUACGUUUGUCACAAGACAUACAAGCUAAUGGCCAUCAUUGGUGGGCUCACCUCUCAUAACUCCAAGCAGAUGCCCCACAUCUUGAAUAUCUACAAGAUGCCACAGCUUCACCUUUUCCUGAGACAUAUCCGCUUCAACAAUAGUGCUGGGGAAGAAAUAUUUUUUGAUGAAAAUGGACAGCUGACAACUGGAUAUGAUAUCAUCAACACCAUCACAUUCCCCAAUUUCUCCUUUCACAGAGUCCGUAUUGGAAGAAUAGACCCACUGGUUCCUGAAGAAAAACAGUUCAUCAUCAAUGGAAAUGCUAUUGUGUGGAAUCACAAAUUUAACCAGACCCAACCCAAAUCCACAUGUGUUGAGAGUUGCCAUCCUGGACACAGCAGAACUGUGCGUGUGGGAGAACAGAUUUGUUGUUAUGAUUGUCCUCAGUGCUCUGAAGGAAUGAUUUCAAACUUGACAGAUGCAGACCAUUGCAAGACAUGCCCUGAAGAUCAGCAUCCAAACAGGAACCAUGAUCACUGCAUCCCUAAAUAUAUCACUUAUCUAUCAUAUGGAGAAUCCUUGGGCAUAAUUAUGGUUUUGAUUGCUCUUUUCCUUUCUCUGAUCACAUUUGUGGUAAUGGGAAUUUUCAUUAAAUAUCAGAAUACUCCUAUUGUCAAGGCCAACAAUUGGAACAUCACAUGCACCCUUCUCACUUCCUUGUUGCUUUGCUUUCUGUGCUCCUUCUUAUUCAUUGGACAGCCUGGGAAGGUGACCUGCCUUCUCCGUCAAGCAGUGUUUGGAAUCAUCUUCUCCCUUGCUGUUUCUUGUGUGUUGGCUAAAACCAUCACUGUGGUUCUGGCCUUCAUGGCCACCAAGCCAGGAAACAGGAUGAGGAAAUGGGUAGGGAAGAGACUGGCAAUGUCUGUCAUCUUCUUCUGUACUCUCAUUCAAACUGGCAUCUGUGCAGUGUGGCUAGCAAUUUCUCCUCCCUUCCCAGAAUUUGACAUGCACUCCCAGACUGACCAAAUCAUUGUGCAAUGCAAUGAAGGAUCAGUCUCAAUGUUUUACACUGUCCUGGGCUACAUGGGGCUUCUGGCCAUCAUCAGCUUCACUGUGGCUUUCUUUGCCAGGAAGUUGCCUGAUACUUUUAAUGAAGCCAAACUCAUCACCUUCAGCAUGUUGGUUUUCUGCAGUGUUUGGUUAUCCUUUGUCCCAACCUACCUGAGCACCAAAGGGAAAUACAUGGUGGCCGUGGAGAUCUUCUCUAUUUUGGCCUCUAGCGCUGGAUUGUUUGGUUGCAUCUUCCUCCCUAAAUUCUACAUUAUUGUUCUUAGGCCUGACCUUAACACCAAGGAUCAGCUUGUAAAGAAAAAAUACAUGGUGACUAACUGA